GUUUUAUUUUCAUAAUAUAUAAUGUCACCAAAAAAAUUGCGUGCAAUUGCAACGAAUCAAUCACGACGAUCGGGUAAAAUGUCUUUAAAAAGACGUAUGAAAGGAGUUCGCAAUGGUAAUAAGAAUUGUAAAAUUGUGAGUGAGGAUACAACUAUCAAUAAGCAGCCAACAAAUGUAUUUUUUGAAUCGUCCACAACUGGAGCUGCAGAUGGAUCACUUCCAGGACCAUCAUUUGAAGUAUACAAUACUCCAAUGUAUGAUGAUUUAUUUUGUGAGCAAUCAACAAAUAUUAUUGCUGAUUCUCCUACAUUAGAACCAGAUGAUAAAUCUCUUCCAGGACUGUCGAUUAAAAUAACUAAUCCUCCUGAAACAGCAACAGAAGUAUGUUCUUUGGGUCGUCGAAUAGUGGACAUAUUUUACGUAUUUGAACAAAUUAAAAAAUGUAUCCACGAAGGGGGUUUUGGAUGUACUUUCAUGGAUAUGGAGUUUGUACGUGAAAUACGUUUUGGUCUACGGUCGCAAUUUCAAUUCACAUGUAAAAUGUGUAAAGUUAACAUGAAAAUUGAGUCUGAAAAAAAGGUCCCAGAGACAUAUCUGCCUAUAAAUUUAGCAGCAAUCAGUGGUUCAAUAUCUAUCGGAAUAGGAUAUUCACAACUCGAUGAAAUAUUAGCUUCCACCGAUAUUCCAUGUAUGAGCAGCAGUACAUUUUUAUCUGGUCAAGAAGAAAUCGGUGACAAAAUUCAUUGUAUUGCCCAAGACGCAAUGAGAUUAGCCGGUGAAGAAGAAAGGCGAUUAGCGAUCGAAGCAAAUGAAUUAGAUAUAGAUGGUAUACCUAUGUGCACAGUUGUAGCUGACGGUCAGUGGUCCAAACGUAGCUACAAAACUAAGUAUGAUGCUUUGUCCGGCGUGGUAAAUACAAUAACUGUACAGUUAUACCUACUUAUAAAAAUA
This is a messenger RNA of Metopolophium dirhodum (rose-grain aphid), 951 nucleotides long. RefSeq lists its product as uncharacterized. Lineage: Eukaryota; Metazoa; Arthropoda; Insecta; Hemiptera; Aphididae. The record is from RefSeq and is a predicted model, not a curated record. The transcript is spliced from 3 exons. The annotation marks the transcript as partial.